Emiliania huxleyi CCMP1516 is the source of this 2045-nucleotide messenger RNA. RefSeq lists its product as hypothetical. The transcript is spliced from 4 exons. The record is from RefSeq and is a predicted model, not a curated record. The coding region runs from base 9 to 1766 and encodes 585 amino acids. Lineage: Eukaryota; Haptophyta; Isochrysidales; Noelaerhabdaceae. Gene Ontology annotation, molecular function: oxidoreductase activity.
GCGCAAGUAUGGGAGGGAGCGGCGGACGAGGCGGCGGCAUGGCGGGCGAUGCACCGCCCGGGUUGCCGUCCGCCGCCGCCCCCAAAGGGCCGCCGGAGGCCGCGUCCGCUCCGGCCCCGCCUCGUGUGGAGGCCCCGCCUGCGGCUCCCGCCCCCGCGGCGUCGGGCGGGAGGACCGCAGGGAGGACCGUCUCGUUUAGCUGCUCGAGCUGCGCCAAGAAGCUCAUCCUGCGCCUGAGCGCCUCGCAGCUCGCCUCGCCCACGCCCAUCACCUGCUCGUGCUCGAGCUGCGGCUCCGUCUUGAAAAUCAACCUGCCGCCCUCCGACAAGGCGAAGCCGAAGCCGCCGCCGCUGCCACCGCCGAGCGCCGCGGCGCCGGGGCCGUCUUCGCUCCGCCCCCCGCCCGCGCCCAAGCCGGCCAAGGGCGGCGCAGCGCCGAGCGCGGCGCCGAAGACGGUUGAGCGCACCUUCCAGUGCUCGUGCGUGAGCUGCGGCGCCAAGCUCCGCUUCACGCUCUCCUGCCCUCCCAACGCGUGCACCGCCUCCACCAAGUGCGCGAUGUGCCACGCCGAGCUGCGCGUGCGCAUCCCCUCGCUCAAGCCGCCCGCGCCAGGCGCCGAUCCGUCCCCCGGCGCCAGCAGCGAGCGGACCCGCGCGUGGGCGUGCGGCGUGCGGGACGCCGCCUUCGCCGAGGAGGAGCGGGAGGACACGGAGGCGCCGCUGCCGCUGCCCGAGGCGCUGCUGCACUGGCAUUGGGCCAACCUAGAGUACGCCAACGGGACGCAGCUCCACUCCCUCUCCAACCGCUGGUGGGACGCCGACGACGAGUUCGACUUCGGAGGCGGCCACUACCUGCUGCCCGACGGGUACGGCGGGCUGCUGCGCAAGGUGGCUGCUGGCCUCGACAUCCGGCUUGGGCACGAGGUCAAGACGGUCAAGAAGGAGCCGCGCGGCGUGCUCGUCGAGGCGGUCAACGGAGGCAGCCCGGUCAUCUUCACGGCGGACGUCGCCAUCUGCUCGCUCCCGCUGGGCGUGCUCAAGGCCGGCGCGGUGGUGUUCGAGCCGCCGCUCCCGCCGCGCAAGCAGGAGGCGAUCGAGCGACUCGGCUUCGGGUCGCUCAACAAGGUGCUGCUCGGCUUCGAGCGGCCCUUUUGGGAGGAGCGCGAGGGCGGCCGCGACUUUUGGGGGUGGACGGCGCCCAACGGGCGCAGGCGCGGCGAGGCCUUCCAGUUUUGGAACCUGCAGCGCUCCACGGGACGGCCUCUGCUGCUGGUGCUCCACGCCGGCCGCGCGGCGCUUCGCAAGGCGCGCGCCCCUCUGCGCGAGGCGCCCGGUGGGCAAGAGGCACCGCCGCCCCUCCAGCCGCCCCCCGUCGCCGCCGGCAGGAGGACACGCGCGAGGAGGCGAAGGAGGCCGCCAUCCGCGCGACGAUGGACGCUCUGCGCGCCAUCUUUGGGGAGGAGGCCGUGCCGGCGCCGACGCUCAAGCUGGCCACCCAGUGGGAGCACGAGCACUUUUCGCGCGGCGUCUACUCGCACGUCGCCGUCGGCGCGACGGCGCGCGACUACGACGUGCUCGCCGAGCCGCUGUGGGGCGACUCGCUCCUCUUCGCGGGCGAGGCGACCUCGCGCGAGCACCCGGCGACGGUUGCAGGCGGCCCGGUCCACGCAUGGCGCGCGGCCCACCGCCUCCAGCGCUCCUUCAGGCGUCCGUCUGCGCGCGAAUAGGUGCCUUCCUCAGCGGCUUGCGCGAGGCCGGCCGGAUUGAUUGCGCGCUGCACCCGAAGCUGCCGACGCAGCCGGCCGCCGCGCUGGCGCGGCGAGGCAGCGCGCCACGGCCUCCGGCAGCGGCGCCCGCGCCGCCCGCGCCGCCCGCGCCGCCCGCGCCGCCCGCGCCCGCCGCGCCAGUGGCGCCCGCCGCGGCAAGCCCCGCGCCCGCCGCGCCCGCCGCCCCAGUGGCGUUGGAGCGUCCUGUGGCAGCGGAGCGCCCGGCCGCUGUGCCUGCGCUGCCCGUUGCGCCGCCGCCCGCCGGGUUUCCUGAUGCACU